AUGACAUUAGCGUCGCGUGGACAAUGUGAUAUAAGUGAUGAUUAUCUGAAGAACACCAAGAGUUUGGUCAAACAAAAUGUAACCGAUGACUAUGAUGACAUAUACAUGAUCAAAGAAAAAAAUUAUCCAAGAGUACAAUUAGAGACAGAUCCUGGUGAACAUUGGUCGGAUAGUUUGUGGAGAAAAACGACAUUUAUUUUUAGAACAGUUGGAGAGGCAGUUACAGUAUUUGGCAGGAUGUAUGGCAGUGCGAUAGCAUGGUGUAAAAAAAAAUUGGCACAGUUGAUUAAAUUUUCAUAUCAUAUAGCUAUCCAAACUGACGCAAUUCGAUGGAAUGCAACCAAUGUAUGA
Arctia plantaginis is the source of this 351-nucleotide messenger RNA. NCBI's taxonomy places the organism in Eukaryota, Metazoa, Arthropoda, Insecta, Lepidoptera, Erebidae. The record is from the annotation of a GenBank genome assembly.